GAGGCUGAGCUUCCGGGGUCUGUAGCUGGAGCGCCGGAGGAAGAGCAGGAUCAGCUGAACUACAGAAGUUAUGGAGAAGUUUCUCUUUCUGGAGGUUGUUUGAUGUGUUGUAACAGUAAAUAGAAAUGAAAAUAUUCUCCUGAAAUUCACCACCAACAACCAGGAUAUUUAUCAAAAGAUCAAAGUUAAACUGCUGAAAGAGGGGAAGCACAAGCCAUCCUGAAGAAUCUGGAGAACACACAAAAAUAGUUUGCUACAUUUAACAGACAAAUAAAGCCAAGUCCCAACAUGGAGAAACAUCAGCACUCUGUCAAGAGUUUUACUAAACAGAGUGAUCUCAAAAAACAUCAGCGCAUUCACACAGGAGAGAAACCGUAUUACUGCACAGACUGUGGGGGGAGUUUUAAUCGACAGAGUCAUCUCCAACAACACCAGCGCAUUCACACAGGAGAGAAACCGUAUCACUGCUCAGACUGUGGGGGGACUUUUAAUCGACAGAGUCAUCUCCAACAACACCAGCGCAUUCACACAGGAGAGAAACCGUAUCACUGCUCAGACUGUGGGAAGAGUUUUAAUCAACAGAGUACUCUCAAAACACAUCAGCGCAUUCACACAGGAGAGAAACCGUAUCACUGCUCAGACUGUGGGAAGAUUUUUACUACCCAGAGUGAACUUAAACGACACCAGCGCAUUCACACAGGAGAGAAACCAUAUUACUGCUCAGACUGUGGGAAGAGUUUUAAUCAACAGAGUACUCUCAAAACACACCAGCGCAUUCACACAGGAGAGAAACCGUAUCGUUGCUCAGACUGUGGGAGGAGUUUUACAGCACAGAGUGAUCUCAAAAAACACCAACGCAUUCACACAGGAGAGAAACCGUAUCACUGCUCAGACUGUGGGAAGAGUUUUACUGAACAGAGUAGUCUCAAAAACCAUCAGCGCAUUCACACUGGAGUAAAACCAUAUUACUGCUCAGACUGUGGGAAUAUUUUUACUACACAGAGUAAUCUCAAAAAUCACCAGCGCAUUCACACAGGAGAGAAACCGUAUCACUGCUCAGACUGUGGGAAGAGUUUUACUACACAGAGUAAUCUCAAAAAUCACCAGCGCAUUCACACAGGAGAGAAACCGUAUCACUGCUCAGACUGUGGGAAGAGUUUUACUACACAGAGUAAUCUCAAAAAUCACCAGCGCAUUCACACCGGAGAGAAACCGUAUUACUGUUCAGAUUGUGAGAAGAGUUUUGCUAAACAGAGUCAACUUAAAAAUCAUCAGCGCAUUCACACAGGAGAGAAAACUGUCCCAAAUUUGUUCCACGGCAAUAAAAAGCGCAAAUCGUAAAUCUUUCAGACAGAACACCUUAUCCUACACAAAUGUUUCACUUUGUCACUUGGGACACGUUCCACCAGAAAUAAACAUGAACUGAAUUUAACAACGGAUUUUACAGAUUCAUUAAAAUGAAUCUGAUCCAGAUGAUGUUUAUUGAAAUUAAUGUUAUGUUUUCUCGUAUGUUUGAUAUUCCAGGACAUUCUCUCGUUGAUGUACUUUUACUCUUUUCUAAUAUAUAUUUAUAUAUACAUAUGUGUAAUGCUGAAACUAUUUUUCCAGUAAACUUUCAUACAUUUUAUAUUCUAA
This is a messenger RNA of Astyanax mexicanus (Mexican tetra), 1635 nucleotides long. RefSeq names its product zinc finger protein 271-like. Bases 289 to 1341 code for a protein of 350 amino acids. The record is from RefSeq and is a predicted model, not a curated record. The transcript has 2 exons. NCBI's taxonomy places the organism in Eukaryota, Metazoa, Chordata, Actinopteri, Characiformes, Acestrorhamphidae. Gene Ontology annotation, cellular component: nucleus.